AUGUCGCUGUGCAACGACCCAGAGGGGUGGCAGCUGCUGACCAACUACUACGAUGUGUCUCCAUGCGUUUCGCAGAACGUCUUCUUCAUUCUCCCGGGCUCAGUGGCCGCGCUAUUCGGUGUUCCAGCUGUUGUCCAUCUCUACUUUCAGCCAGGUAAACGUCCUGCCGUUUGGAGCUACACGUUGAAACAGAUUCUUACACUCAUUCAACUGUCAAUUGCGGUUUCUAUCCCCUUUACGACCACGUUCCAACACGAUCUGCGCCAUUGGUCCCCCCUGGUGCUCGCUUUUGGCUCCAUUAUCAUCUUCUUCAUCCAAAAGCUCGAGUUUGAGAAACGGAAACCCUCCAGCACCGUCGCCCUUUCUUUCUGGGGCCUCCAGACUCUCGACUCGGCCAUUGUUGUCUAUGGGCUUGGUAUCAGAGGCUUUGACGAAGCAACCUACGUCGUCUCACUUAUCUCAAUCGCCUUCCUGGGCCUCUUCAAUCUAGUCCUUGAGACCACAUACAGCCCAUCCUCAGAGCCUGCCUUCUACGAUGACUCUAACUUAUUCGUCAAACUGACUUACUCCUACGUGAGUCCCAUUCUCAGCAAGGGAAUCAAUUCCACGCUCAAGAUCGGAAACGUCCCGAAACCUCCUCUGGAAUUGCGAAGUCAGUACAUCUUCAGGGAGUUCAGUGAGGUGUGGGGACCGAAGAUCGACCUAUACACCAAGGCAGCUGCAAAGGACCCCGAAACUGCAAAGUUCCCUUCCCUAAUUGCCACCUUCUCCUACAUCCAUGGUUAUGAUUAUCUCAAGAUCUCCCUUCUGCAGGUCUUCUCAAUAGUGGUACCUUUUGUCCAGCCUUUGCUACUGAAGCAACUCAUUCUGUUUGUCGCGAAAUAUAACAACGGACUUGCCCCGUUGUCCCAGGGUAUUUCCAUUGUGUUUGCUGCCGGUUCAAUGAUGCUGUUAAGAACCAUUAUUGAAAGCAAAGAAGAACUCAUGACCAACAACCUCAUGCUGCGAAUUGAAACGGCUCUCAGUCAGACUGUCUACGAGAAGGCUCUCAGACUUUCCACCGCAGCCGUUGCCGACACCUCUAUUGGAGAGAUUGUCAAUAUUCUAUCCAACAGUGUCAAACAGUUGACCAGCGUUGUUUCUUACCUGCAUAUGAUCUGGUCUAUCCCCCUUCAAAUUACCAUUUGUUGGCUGACAAUGUACAGCAUGAUCGGCAACGCCAUGUGGGUGGGGAUGGCAGCAUUGCUCUUGGUUGUUCCCUUCACUGCUUUCAUCUCCAAGCUGAAGAUGGGUCUGUUUCUGGCCAUGCAGGGCAUCUGCGAAAGCAGAUAUACUGUCACCAACAACCUCCUGUCCAACAUCAAGUCUGUCAAGCUGUAUGGAUGGGAACCAACCUUUUAUGGCAAAGUAGAGAAGAUAAGAAACGAAGAAGAGCUUGCAAUCGUGCGAAAAAUGUCCUACCUUAGCGCCAUUGAAAGCAUUCUGAUGAGAACUUGCAACAACCUCGCUGCUACCGCUUCCUUCGCCUUCAUCGUGUUGUUCCAGCACAUCCCUCUUUCAGCUGCCAGUGCCAUUCCUGCUCUAAAUCUGUUUACGCGUCUUCUUAUGCCAUUCAUGUUUGUUCCCUACAUUGUCCAGUUUGGCAUCCAGGCCUGGGUUGCCUUGACUAAGAUUAAUAACUUCCUUGGUCUCACUGAAGUUGAAAAGUUCAACGGACAGGAGCACAUCCCAGACUCCUCCAAGUCUGUCCCUGUCAACGUCAAUGGGUCCUUUUUUUGGGACAAACAGCUGGAAAAGGCUGCUUUGGAGAACAUUUCGUACACCGCCGACAAAGGAGCCACUGUGUGCAUCAUCGGAAAAGUCGGGGCUGGAAAGACCGCCACUCUGAUGGCCACCCUGAAUGAGCUGUUUGUCCAGAAUGGAUCAACAUCAGUAACUGGGUCGGUAGCUUACUCAUCACAAGUGCCUUGGAUUCUCAACUCCACAGUAAAAGACAACAUUCUGUUUGGAUCCCGUGAAGACCCAAUCUUUUACAAUCUGGUGAUUGAAGCUUGUGCCCUGACCCAUGAUCUACAGCUUCUUGCCGAUGGAGAUCAAACAGAGGUCGGAGAGAAAGGUAUCUCGUUGUCUGGUGGACAGAAGGCCCGACUUUCAAUUGCCCGUGCUGUCUAUUCACGUGCUGAUGUGCAACUGUACGAUGAUCCCCUGUCGGCUGUUGACGAGCACGUCCAAGCUCAUUUGAUCAAAAACGUUUUUGGACCUGGUGGUCUAUUGAGUAGCAAGACAGUUGUUGUUGCUACCAACACGGUUAACCUGCUUCGACACUCCUCUACCAUUCAUCUUAUUGAAGACAAGACGUUUGUUGAGUCGGGAGAGUUCUCCGAACUCAUGACGAGAGAUGGAAAGAUCAAAAAGCUGGUGGAUGAGUUCCAGACUCAAGCCGGUGAGUCUACCCCGGAUGCCAGUAAGGUCAUUGAUGCCAUUGAGGUUGACGACAAGCGUAUCGAGUCCGACGCUAAACACCCGUUCUCUCUGCGUAGAGCCUCUUCCAUCUCGCACUUUUCAGUGAUCACUGUUGCUGACGAUGAUGCUAGACGUACCAGAGUUGAAGAUGAGGUAAAGGAAACAGAGGCUCUAAACUUCGUCGAGCUAUACAAAAAGUACUUUGUUGCAGUAGGAUACAUCAACAUGGGGGUGUACCUUGUUCUCUCUCUCGUUGGAUCAGCCCUCACUAUCGCCAGUACUUACUGGGUGGCCGAGUGGGGCAGCGACAAGAUCGACCUGAGUGACAUUCAGCUAGUUCUUGGAUAUUUCUUUAUUAGAUUUGCCUCUGCACUCUUUGAAGCGUUUGGUGGUCUGGCUUUCUCUACUUUUGGAGCUGUUCGAGCCUCCAAAUUGCUUCAUGAACGAAUGCUCAAGGCGGUCUUGAGAGCUCCAAUGUCCUUUUUUGAAGCAACUCCACUGGGUCGCCUGACUACUCGCUUUUCACAGGACAUCGCAAAACUCGACUGGAUGAUGAACAACUUCAUCACCCGGCUUGCCACAGCUGUUAUCACUUCCUUCAGCAGCCUAGUUCUGAUCGUCGGGUCUUCCCCUUCAACUCUAGUAGUCGUACCCCCGGCCCUGUAUCUCUACAGAAUCAUUCAGAAAUACUAUCUGAUCACCUCCCGACAGGUGCGUCGUCUAUCAGCUGCAACCAUGUCGCCAGUGGUGUCCCAUUUCCAGGAAACCCUCAACGGACUUACGACUGUUCGAGCGUUUGGUAAGUCACGGUUUUUUUCUACCAAGUCAACUGCUCACAUUGAUGUGCGAACAAAGAUGGAAUUCUUGUCAUACUCUCUUCAGCAAUGGCUUGGAUUGAGACUCACCACAAUAGGAGUAGUCAUUUUCCUGUCCAGUGGACUUUCUCUUGUCGCUACUUUACACUGGAAACCUCUUUCAGCCGGUUUGGUCGGUCUCGUAAUGAGCUACGCGUCCACCAUCUCAUCAUGUCUCAGCGAAGUUGUGAAAGCGGCCAUCAGUGUGGAGCAGGAGUCUGUGGUUCUUGAAAGAAUCUUCGAGUUCUGUCAAAUCGAGCCGGAAGCCCCUCCGAAAGCAAAGGAGCCUGCUGCCCACUGGCCCAAUGAGGGCAGAAUCACGUUCUCCAACUACUCCACCAAGUACCGGGCCAACUUGGACCCCGUCCUCAACGAGCUCUCAUUCAACAUCAAACCCCGGGAAAAAGUUGGAGUUGUGGGACGGACUGGAGCCGGAAAGUCCUCUCUCACUAUGGCACUGUUCCGUAUCAUUGAAGCAUCAGGCGGAUCAAUCACCAUUGAUGGAGAAGAAAUAUCAAACAUUGGACUCCAAGACCUCCGUUCCAGACUGUCGAUCAUCCCCCAAGAUGCUCAGAUGUUUGAGGGAACCAUCAAGACAAACCUUGACCCUUCGGGCAAGUUCUCCGAUACAGAGCUGCUUCAGGUUCUAGAACACGCGUCUUUGAAGAAGUUCGCAGACGACAAUGAGGGCCUCGAAACCAAGCUCAGCGACGGCGGCAGCAACUUGUCUCUGGGCCAGAAGCAGCUUAUUUGUCUGGGUCGUGCACUUCUGACACCUUCUUCGAUUCUGGUUCUGGACGAAGCUACGGCUGCUGUUGACUAUGAGACAGACAAGUUGAUUCAAAAGACUAUCCGUCGCGAGUUCAAGGACCGAACAAUUCUUACCAUCGCCCAUCGACUCAACACUGUUAUGGAUAGUGAUCGGAUUCUGGUUCUGGAUGCUGGCAACGUGGUUGAGUUUGACACUCCAGAAGAGCUACUAAAGAACAAGAAUUCGCUCUUUUACGCCCUGGUGAAUGCCAAUAACGGUGACAAGCUGGACACAUAA
Messenger RNA from Yarrowia lipolytica CLIB122, 4365 nucleotides. RefSeq lists its product as uncharacterized. Lineage: Eukaryota; Fungi; Ascomycota; Dipodascomycetes; Dipodascales. The record is from RefSeq and is a predicted model, not a curated record. Gene Ontology annotation, biological process: transmembrane transport. Gene Ontology annotation, cellular component: membrane. Gene Ontology annotation, molecular function: ATP hydrolysis activity; ABC-type transporter activity; bilirubin transmembrane transporter activity.